This is a messenger RNA of Penicillium macrosclerotiorum, 1398 nucleotides long. RefSeq lists its product as uncharacterized. The transcript is spliced from 2 exons. Lineage: Eukaryota; Fungi; Ascomycota; Eurotiomycetes; Eurotiales; Aspergillaceae. The coding region runs from base 1 to 1398 and encodes 465 amino acids. The record is from RefSeq and is a predicted model, not a curated record.
AUGGCGGCAAACUACCCCUGGAUGCGGCCGCGACGCGGCCUGUCGCUCCUCUGCGUCGUCGCCCUCUGUUGCUGCACGGUCAUUCUCGCCAUCUGGUAUGCCAUGAACUCCGACCGCGACUAUAUCCACCCUCUCCUCACCCAACUCAUCCCCGCCGGCCAUUGUGCAUGCCAAACGUCCACGACCUUUCAAUGCUCCACCUGUGUGUCCUGCGCCGACACCUCUACCCUCCAGCUGUCCGCCUCCCCCAGCUGGAAAUUUGAAUAUCCACGCGACGCCCGCAAUGAGGCUCUCGACCAAGCUCAAUGUCAGGCCGCUUUCCCGGGCCUCUUCGAAGACAUCGCCCGCGGCGGACGCUACUGGCGGGCGCACGGUGGUGGCCUGGCCACGGAAGAUCUCGACACCAUCAAAAUUCAACCGGGCAUGGCCCGCGCCUUUAUCUCGCGGGGCCACCUGCAUGUCGUCGCCGCCCGCGCCAUGGGCGAGGACCACCGACGCAAAAUCCUGGGUGUGCUCAGCUCCAUCCACCGGGCGCUGGCCGCCGACCCGGAGCGAGUGUCGCGCCGGGAUAUUGAGUUUGUCUUCUCCGUGGAAGACAAGGUGGAGGACGUGACCAACCCCGAUUAUCCCAUCUGGGUCUUUGCUCGGACCCCAACUGAGGAAGGCGUCUGGCUAAUGCCUGACUUCAGCUUCUGGGCGUGGGAUAACCCGGAUAACUAUAUCGGUCCUUAUGACCAGGUGGUCGACCGGAUCAUGCGCAUGGACAUUCCGUGGGACGAGAAAAAGCCCCAGCUGGUUUGGCGCGGGAAGCCCAGCUUUGCCCCGAAACUGCGACGGGCCUUGAUUGAAGCCGCUCGCGACCAGCCCUGGGGGGAUGUGAAGCAGGUCGACUGGACCACCGGCUCCAACGUGCUCAGGAUGGAGGACCACUGUCACUAUAUGUUUAUCGCGCAUGUUGAAGGUCGGGCGUACUCCGCAUCCCUCAAGUACCGGCAGGCCUGUCACUCCGUCAUUGUCGCACACCGUCUCCAGUACAUCCAGCACCACCACUAUCUCCUGGUUGCCAGCGGCCCGAAUCAAAAUUACGUCGAAGUGGAGCGGGACUUCAGUGAUCUGGCCGAGAAGAUCGAGCCCCUCGUUGCCAACACGGAGGCCGCGGCGCGCAUCGCCAAGAACAGCGUGACGACCUUCCGCGAGCGGUACCUCACCGCUGCGGCGGAGGCGUGCUACUGGCGGGCUCUCUUCGAUGGUUACGGGUCCAUCUGGAACAGCAGCGUUGAUCCGUGGUCGGAUCGCAGCGGCAAGGAACGAGGCCUCCGCUACGAGUCAUUUGUGUUGCUGGAGAGUUCCAAUAUGUUUGAAUUCCAGGCCGACGCCAUUACUUCGGGCUAUGCGUAG